AGACGUAUUACGGGAAUAGGAGGAUGGCCAUAAACAGAACGGUCUUAUCUGCAAGAAAUAGGCUACAGUUAAUUUCACCAAACUUUGCCUGUUGUUUCCUGAUUCAAGUCCAGGCAAGAUUUCCUGAGACAACAGUUCAUCGGAGGUUUAACCGCAGCGUUGAUCAGAUGGCACUAUCAGGAUGGAUCUGUGUGGUGACUGGUGCUUCCAGAGGAAUUGGAAGAGGUAUUGCCCUACAGUUAUCUGAGGCUGGCGCUACAGUGUACAUCACUGGUCGACAGGAGAAAACUCUGAAGCAGACAGCAGCUGAGGUGACAGAGAGAGGUGGCCGGUGUCUUCCAGUGAUCUGUGACUCAUCUAAAGAGGACGAAAUCAAGGAGCUGUUUGAACGUGUUCAACGUGAGCAAAAUGGCAGACUUGACUUAUUGGUCAAUAAUGCCUAUGCGGGUGUACAGGCUAUUAUGAACAACUUGAACAAGAAGUUCUGGGAGGUGGAUCCAGAUAUCUGGGACACAAUCAACAACACUGGACUCAGAGAUCAUGGUCACUGUUUUCACAGAGGUCACUAUUUCUGCUCAGUGUAUGCCACACGGAUGAUGGUGGCGCAAGGCAAAGGCUUGAUUGUGUUCAUAUCAUCCAUGGGUGGUCUGCGCUAUCUCUUUAAUGUAUCCUAUGGGGUCGGCAAAGCUGCAUGUGACAGAAUGGCAGCGGACAUGGCAGUAGAGCUGAAGAAGAAAGGUGUGGUUUCUGUAAGCCUCUGGCCAGGGGCCGUUCAGACUGAGUUAAUUAAUCAGUAUAUAUCUUGCGAUGAGGCUCCUCCAGGAUUUGAUCCAAAAUUCAAGGAAAUAUUCAGGAAGGGUGAGACGACAGAGUUUAGUGGACGAUGCAUAGUUGAGCUGGCCAAAGAUAAAAAUCUGAUGUCAAUGACCGGGCAAGUGUUGAUGACCUGUGACCUCGCUCGCCGCUAUGGACUCAAGGAUGUGGAUGGUCGCAGUGUCAUGGACUACACCUCUCUGAAGUUCCUAAUUUCCCAAGUGCCCUAUGUGUCCUGGCUGUCCGUAUUCACUCCUUCAUUCAUCAGAGUGCCUCGUUCCAUGCUGAGCCUGGGCAAAUUCUAACACGCCUCGGUGCAAACACUGUGGCUAUUUUUGGUAAUCCUGUCAUGUAUGUUGAUCAUGUACAUGCGUUUUUACUUCGUUGUUUUAAACAUGCCAUCAAGAUAAAGUAAUUUAGCUGGCUGUAAAAUUGUCAUUAAUUUAUUGCUACUGUUGCUAAUUAAAAACGAUUAAAUUAAAAAUAAGAAGACACCCAGCAUAUAUAAGCCACAAUGUUUGGGCGUCAAAAAUAUCAUAAUUUUCAGUAUACUAUCAGUAUUACUAUUUGUAUCAGAAAAAAAAUGUCAUCUCAUUUCCGUAAUACUGACGGUGAUCUUCACUGCAAAAAUAAUUCACAUUGCACAAGAGGAAAAUAUGUGUAUAAGAACGCCCAGCCCUGAGCUUGUUGAUAACUUGGUAGUUUUGAGUGUGGCAAAUGUCAAUGACAUGGUCACUUUUAUUUGCAAUGCAAAUUCCUGAACAGUUAACCAAACACGUUUAAAAAAAAUGGAAGAAUACAUAGAACCUGCCUAUAACACUGAAAUAUAAAUAAAUACUACUCAAUGACAAAAUUGUACAUUUAUAAUAAAACUUGUAAUAUUUUGGGACAUCAGAGCAUUCACAAUUUGGUAUUAUUGGGGUUGCAAAAAACAAAACGGAUCAAAAAAACACUGCCAUUCUGAUCAUGCAAGUCACUAAUGUUUUGAGUAUCAGCUACUGAGGAAGAUAUAUUCAAAGGCUUUCUCGACUUUAAAAGACUGAAUAUUUGGUGGUGUAUACUGUAACAAGAUAUAUGACAGUGAGGCCUCUGCCAGUCCAUUUGCUCAAAUGAUGAUGUUUGUCACUGAACAAUUAACAUUUCUUUGAAUGUGGUUUGCCACUUAGUUUUUAUUACUGAAAUUAAACCUCUACAUUUUUAUUAAAGCUUUAUCUUUAUUAGGGAAACACAGUGCAUCGAUUAGCUUAAUAUCUAACCAUGUGAACUGUGCACCUUAAAAAGAGCAAGAAUGUGUUACUGGGAGACUACUGUAUAUGUGAUGCUACAAACUAUUAAAACUGAAAGGACCAGUGGCCUUGCGUAUGGUG
Messenger RNA from Sinocyclocheilus grahami, 2180 nucleotides. RefSeq names its product dehydrogenase/reductase SDR family member 1-like. Bases 24 to 1118 code for a protein of 364 amino acids. The transcript has 9 exons. The record is from RefSeq and is a predicted model, not a curated record. NCBI's taxonomy places the organism in Eukaryota, Metazoa, Chordata, Actinopteri, Cypriniformes, Cyprinidae.